AUGCAACUCAGAACAAAAAAUUUAUAUCUUUCCUUCGGCAGUGAUAGAUAUCAGUUACUGUCCGAACUAGAUUUGUCAUGUAAUCAAUUGACAGGAGAGAUUCCACACGAAUUAGGAGAUCUACAUGGCCUUCAUUCUCUCAACUUAUCUCACAACCAUCUAAAUGGUCUGAUCCCAGAGAGCUUCCAGAAGCUACAAAACAUAGAGAGUUUAGAUAUUUCAAAUAACAACCUGAGUGGACAAAUCCCUCUGCAGUUACAGGACUUGCACUAUUUGGCUGUCUUCAAUGUUUCCUACAACAAUUUGUCAGGAAGAGCACUUGAAAAGGGACAGUUUUGUACCUUUGAUGAGAGUAGCUACAAAGGAAAUCCGUAUCUUACGUGGGAUACCUGUAAAAGUGAACGUUCAAAACCACCACUACGACCAACUCUGUUGCCUGGUGAAGUAGAAGAAGAAAACUCUGAAAUUGAUUUCAAUGUCUUCUGUUGGAGUUUUGCUGCAUGUUAUGUCAUGGUAAUCCUAGCGUUGGUGACACUCCUUUGGUUCAGUCCUCAUUGCUGGAGAAUGUGGUUUUAUUUUGUGGACGUGUGCCUUCGUAAAUGCUUUGGUCAAUUUCUUCAUGGUUACCACUAA
Messenger RNA from Vigna umbellata (rice bean), 633 nucleotides. The record is from RefSeq and is a predicted model, not a curated record. Lineage: Eukaryota; Viridiplantae; Streptophyta; Magnoliopsida; Fabales; Fabaceae.